UGAUGACGUCUGUGUUGCGCUGUGUGUAAACAUUUGACAGAUCCGGUGUCGCUUUAGCUAUUUGUAUUAAAUCUGAGCGUUAACGUGUAGAAUACAAAUUAAUUUCUAUUUAAAUGAUUAAAAAACAAUCCUUGGGAAGAUGCGGCUGAAUGAAGACACUUUACUGGAAGGCUGUAAUGUUGUGUUGGUUCCCUACAACACUGAACAUGUUCCCAGAUAUCACCAGUGGAUGACGUCAGAGGAGCUGCAGAAACUCACCGCGUCUGAACCUUUAACCCUGGACCAGGAAUAUGACAUGCAGAGAAGCUGGAGAGAGGAUGAUGAUAAGUGCACGUUCAUCGUCCUGGACAAACAGAGAUGGACAGAUCCAAGCUUCUCAGAGGAAGAGUGCAUGGUGGGAGAUGUCAACAUUUUCCUGACGGACCCCAGUGACCCGUCACUGGCUGAGCUGGAGAUCAUGAUAGCAGAGCCCAGCUACAGAGGCAGAGGUUAUGGCAAAGAAGUGACGUGUAUGAUGAUGCAUUACGGCAUCAACAAACUCGGCAUCAAGAAAUACGAAGUGAAAAUUGGUUUGGAAAACCGGAUCAGUGUAGAGAUGUUCAAAAAGCUCCAGUUUCAAGAGCUGUCCGUCAGCGAGGUGUUUCAUGAAGUGACUCUUGGCCUGACUGUGAACGAGGCGUCAUGGGAAGAGCUGCUGGGCGGCACGGAUAUCGAGGGAAGAGAGUACAGGAAAACCCGGGACUCCAGGCACAGAGCUAAACAUUCAACAACCACCGGAGCUGACGGGAACUGAGAGGAAAGGGAAUUUUAAUAAGAUCCAGAGAUAUCAUCUGGAUUUAAGAAGCAAGUUUUCACCACUGACUCAGAUAUCAUGGGGAUCUCGGAUGAAUCUCUACUGACUUUUUUCGAAAAAUAUUCAAUCUGAUCGCUUUUUUCUUUUCAUCACGUGUAAAAUGACCAGUUCGUAUAAAAGAUAUACGAAACGCAAAAGUCACCUUCACUGUAUCUGUUCUCUACAUCACCACCUCUGCGUGCUCACAAGCCGUUAUUUUGUCCAUCCUUCAAAACCAGCAGAGGAACGGAUUUCACAUUCGCCGGCGGUGCGUCAGACAACUUCUCCCGGUCAAUCGGUGAAAAAAAAAAAUCAUCAAUCCUUACUUACCAGAUGUCAUUUGAAUCCUGGAUCAAUCUCAGCACAGGUAAAGUGAGUGAAAGUAAAAUAAGUAAGGAAUUAAACGCUGUGCUGUUUUAGGAAAUAAAUCAGUGCUGUGGUAAUGCGAUGAUGACCCAUGUGAUGUUUUUACUAUAGAAACAGCAACGUUGUAUAAAACCUGCACUACUGUCAAAGCUACAGUUAUAGUAAAUGAAUCGACACCUUCUGACCAAUCAGAAUCAAGAAUUCAGCAACGCACUAGACGUAAAGGAACACGGACGCAGAUUUGCAAUGCGAUGAAAUUUAUUUAUGCCGUUAAUCUCCCUAAAUCAUCAGAGCAAUAAUUAAAAUACUUUUUAUUAUUAUUAUUAUUAUUACAAAUGUAUACAAAUCCAUACUUGUAGUACAUACACAGUGCUGAGGAAGACGGCCGCGUGAAACCCUGCUUCCUGAUGCUCACUUAUAUAACGGUAGAUGUGUCCUGGGUGAGAAAAUAAACUUGAAUGGCAUAA
This is a messenger RNA of Tachysurus vachellii, 1665 nucleotides long. RefSeq names its product N-acetyltransferase 9 (GCN5-related, putative) (gene nat9). The record is from RefSeq and is a predicted model, not a curated record. The transcript is spliced from 7 exons. The coding region runs from base 140 to 793 and encodes 217 amino acids. Gene Ontology annotation, biological process: protein acetylation. Gene Ontology annotation, molecular function: N-acetyltransferase activity. Lineage: Eukaryota; Metazoa; Chordata; Actinopteri; Siluriformes; Bagridae.